CACCCAACAUGUAACUAGCACACGCGUGGCUCCUCCCUGUGGGCCCCGUCCCCUAACAGUCUGCUACCCCAACAUCUCAGAACAAGUUUCUGCGGGGACCCCUAGGGAUACACAAAAACUUUCUAGGGACCACAUGAGCAGACUUUUGAGAGAAUCCACUUACAGACCCUCAAGGCUGUGUUUUUCUUUCCUAAAAUGGACCUGCUUGAGAAAAAGUCUCUUGUUCUUCCUCCCUGCCUCCCCUUCAGGAAGGAAAAUGUCUGUCUUCCCUAUUCUGAGUUUACCUUUGGUGCCCUGCCCUGGGGUGGGAAAGCCUCCCGGGUGCCAGACAGAGGGGACCCCACAGAUGCUUGGCUUCUGCGGGGGAGGCCGUGCAAACCAGGCAGAGAGAACGACACAGAAACUUGGGAUGUCUCCUCCAGGCCACAAGCCCAUGGCAAAGUGUCAAGCCUUAUCUGGCUGUCCUGCUGGUGUGACAGGCUACUAUUUAUCUACGAUUUAGAAUUCAGAAGUGAGAUGUUGUCUCACGGAUGGGUGUCAACACAUUCAUUUCAAUUAGAAAAAAUGAAGCCAACGUUUUAACAUCUUUCUUACAGGCAGGCAGUCCGAUUUGUUGGAUUGAUUUGGCAAAUAAGGACUGGUUUUACUUGUUAGAGCAAAUGUCCGUAGAUGGCAGACAUUUCCCAUCAAUUGAAUGAAUGUGAUCUGCAGCCCCAAGUAUUUGGAUGAAGAUGUAGUUAAAAAAUACAAUAAUGAUGGAAAUCACAUCCUUUGCAACUAUUUAAACUUACGAUGAAAACGUUUUAAAUGUCGGCCGAAAACACGUGAAGGGUACAUGGGUUGAUAAGCUUCUUUCUUAAAGCACUGGGGCAAAGAGCCUGCAGACCUCUGCUUUAGACCACGUGUCUUUUCCAACCGCUCUUGUCUCGAGGCGGAGGCCAGCAGCGGCUGCUGACCUUCGAGGAGCCAAAGUGAGACCCUCUGGGCUCAAUCCCCACAACCUUCUAGAUUAAACAGAUAAUGGUGGUUGAGUCACGAUCUGCCUUCCCUGGUCCUCACCUUGGUGAGCAGGAUUAUUACUACAAGGCCUCCAUAAGUGAGCUGCAUGGAGAGAGAAGCGUGUGCACGUGUGUGCAAGUGUGUCCCGGGGCUGUGCACGGUGUGUGAAGCAGCCCAGAGAGGUGUGUGGGGGGUGCCAGGGGAUGGAGGCCUGCCGACCAGGCUCUCUCUCUCCAGUGACCUCCCGGGUGGCGGUGAAAUGGCCCCAAACCCCACCCUGCUGUUUGUCCACAGGGCUCAGAGUGGAAGAAGGCCCUGUCUCAAGUGCCCCUGUUAUAUCAGCUCAUUUACCCUUCACAACAACCCCACAGGGCAGGGAUUAUUAUUAUUAUUAUUGUGCCCAUUUCCCCCAUGACAAACCUGGGGCACAGAGAGGCUAUGGGCUUGCUGAAGGUCACACAGCUGGGAUUCGAAUCCGGGCAGCCAUGUGUAGAGUCCUUCUCUUCACGCCCUGCUCCUUCAUUCCUUCCCCUUUGUCUCCGAAGUCAUCUGAAUCUGGAGCUGCCAGGAGCAGAGGAGUGCACCAGCAUGAGUGUGCCUUCCCCCUGGGGGCAGGCUUCUCCAUCUCAGGGCAUCUGCGGGGUGAAGUUGUUUAUAUCCUAUAAGGGAUCCCUGCCCCAAAUCUCAUAAAAGGAUUAGAAGAUGUAGGGAAAUAUUUUUAUAACCUUGGGGUAGAGAAGAUAUGCCUUAAGAAGACAAGAAACAAUCCUGGCAGGAGGAAGAUUGAUACAUUUGAGUACAAGAAAGCUAAACUCUUUUGUAUGAUGGUGGUUUAAACUAUAAACGCAGUUAGUAACAACAAUGAAUAACAUUUAUGAGGCAUUUACAUAAAGGUAGGCACUGCCUUUUAUAUGCUUUAUUUCAUUUAAAAUCUCCAUAACCUUCUGUGGGAGGCACAAUUACUGUCUCAUAUCAUUGAUUCGAGGGGAACAGAAGAGUUAAGGAAUUUGCUCAACGUCACACAGCUAGGUAGUCUUUGGUUCAGGAUGUGAGCCCAGGUAGUUUAGCCCCAGAAUUUGCAUUGUAAAUCCUUAAAACAAAUAUAAAGGACUGGGAGACAUGAUUUGCAAACCACAGGGAGCCCCAUAGAAAAAUGGGCAGAGGACGUGAGCACAGGAAGCUGCUCAGACUCACUGGACAUAAGGACGAUGCAGAUUAAAACAUCAGCGAGACACCGUCUGCUUUUCAACCGUUAAAUGAACAAAAACAAUAUGAUUGAUCCUAUCAAAUGUCAGCAAGGGAGCAUGAACUUCUGUGCCUGUGUAAAUGGAUACAGCCUUUUUGGAGGCCUAUUUUGGCAGUAGCUAUUAAAAUUCUAAAUACCACUGACACCAAAGACCAUUCUCUGUGGAGUAUUAGGUCGAACCAUAUUAAAUUGCCGUUUUUUUGUAGGUCAAAACUGGCCUAAUUUCUGCAACUGCAUAUGGCUCAGCCUAAUACUAGAGCAGGUCGGGGAGAGUGGGAGGGGCUGGGAGGGGCUGGAACCUGAGCUGGGACGAGUCUGGACGCUCAUUAGGCUCGGGCCAUGUCAAUCAUCUGCGCUCAGCGAAUGGAGGCCCAGGUGUGGGGCGGGGCCUCCGGUGGAGGCGGGUCCAGGCCGCCUCGCUCCACCUGCGGAGGGCGGAGGCGGUUUGGAGCGGCGAGGGUACCUAUGCGCAGGGCAGAGUCGUGCAAAAGCGUGGCCGUUUCUUUGUCCUCGCAGAGCAGCAAACGUGUUCACUAAUCCAGUCGCCAAUUCAGAAGGGUUUACUUUAAAAAGUGGUACAAAUACAACCGACAGUGUCAGGGGAAUGGUCUACCUACUUCGGAAAACCAGGGCUUUUCCAGCCUCCGGGAACGACCGCUCCUUCUAGACCCUGCUGGUCCGCAGAGCAGGCCCGGGCAGACCUCCCUCGCCUCCCGCCACCCCGCCCCCAGCAGGGGUGUGAGAGCAAAGUCAGACCAGCCCCGCCGGGCGCGAGGAGGGGGGGGAGUUGUGCAAAGACAGGGUCCUGGUGGGGAGCACUGGGGGCCCCCUGUGCUGCUCCAGGACAGGCUCCACCUUCACUUGGGGCUCAGCCUCCCAGGCGCUUGGGGGGCUGCUCGGAGGGGUGCACGGUGAGCAAGCCCAGCCCCUCAGCUCCUCCUCCAGUGCCCCUGACUCUGGGCGUUGGGUUAUGUGUUAGGCGGGGAUGGGGGCUUCACCGUAUCCUUUCCUCCUCCUGGCCCCCACCCACUGCCGCUGCCAGCUUGUGGCAUCUGAGCCAGGUCCCUUCUGGGGGCCUGCGGGCCCGUCCGCCUAUCCGCCACAGUGGGGGACGCAUGUGACCCCUGCCUGUGCCCCCAGUCUUCAUCUGCAGCCUGCUGCUGUCUGCACCUGUGUUCGGCUACCUGGGCGACCGGCAUGGCCGCAAAGCCACUCUGAGUGUUGGGAUCCUGCUCUGGUCGGGGGCAGGCCUCUCCAGCUCCUUCAUCUCGCCCCAGGGUGCCUUCCAGGGCCUAGAGAGCGCACCUCCUUGGAUUCUCUCAACGGGACCCUUCCUCUCCUGCACCUCCCACUGCUGCCUGUGACCGCUUCUGUCUGGGGAACCCGCCUGCCUGGCAAAGCAUUCCUGGCUCUUCUUCCUGUCCCGGGGAGUCGUGGGCAUAGGCUCGGCCAGCUACUCCACCAUCGCGCCCACCGUCCUGGACGACCUCUUUGUGAGGGACCAGCGGACCCGAGUGCUGGCCAUCUUCUACAUCUUCAUCCCUAUUGGAAGGUCAUGCCUUGCCUGGAAGCCGUGGCCUUGAUCCUGCUUAUCGCGCUGGUUCCAGACCCGCCUCGGGGAGCUGCUGAGAAGCAGGAAGAGGUGGCCGUGGGGGACCCGAGGAGCAGCUGGUGUGAGGAUGUCAGGUACCUGGGGAGAAACUGGAGUUUUGUGUGGUCGACCCUUGGGGUGACCGCCAUAGCCUUUGUGACUGGAGUGCUGGGCUUCUGGGCCCCCAGGUUUCUGCUCGAGGCCCAUGUAGUGCAUGGGCUGCAGCUUCCCUGCCUCCAGGAUCUGUGCAACAACCAAGACAGCCUGAUUUUUGGGAUUCUGACUGUGGUGACUGGCAUCAUUGGGGUGGUCCUGGGAGCAGAGGCUUCAAGGAGGUACAAGAAGGUCAACCCGCGGGCUGAGCCCCUCAUCUGUGCCUGUAGCCUGCUUAUUGCUGCCCCCUGCCUCUACCUGGCUCUCAUCCUGGCCCCGGUCACUCUCCUGGCCUCCUAUGGCGGACCAGGCCAACCAGGCCACAGCGUGGCCACGCCAGCCACAGGCUCACGCCUCCCAGCCUCUGCCAAGGACGCCCUUCCCUCCUGGGCAUCUGAAUCCUUCUGCUUCUGCAAGGCCCAGUGCAAAGGCUUCUUCUCCAAGAGCCUUUCCAGACCAUUCUGUGCUCAUGCUUGGGCUCCGGCACCGUGGCGUAUGGGGGGGCUGUGUGCACCCCCCCACGUGCCCAGCAGUGUCCCUGGCUCCCCACACCCCAGCCCCAAUGGUCCCACCCAAGGGGAAGGGACCCGUGAUUCUGCCCCUGCCAGACGGAUUCCCCUCCCCCUCCCAUGCCGCCCCAAGGUCCUGGGGUCCCCCGUCACGGAUACAGAUGCCCCUGAGCAGGCUGGACUCAGAAGGCAAAUCGCUAACGGCUUUACUAGUCUCCUACCCACGACCAGACCCCACAGAUCUUCAGUUACGCUCGUGAACUAAAGAAGCCUGGUCCCAUUUCAACCCAGCCUUUGGUUCUGCUUCCCAGUACUCUCCGUCCAGGCCCAGAACAUGGCACCGGGGCAAGAGGGAGCUGCGGUUGGUUUGGUCCCGCUCGGCCCACCUCCGCUCUGUUCCCAGGGUGGCCCUCCCCUCCAGGCUGGGCGAGGGCAGCCCGAGGUGGGGCAGGAUUCUCUGAGUCCAGAGUCGCUUUGCUGUGGCCCAGACUCUGGCUGGCUCUGCGCUCGGGGGCGCUUUGUGGGUUUAGGAGCUCUGGUAUUUGCAUCGUCCGAUUCUUGGUGCAGGUGACCCUGUCGCCUCCAUGGCACGGCUUCCCUCUGCUCGGCUCCGCGGUGGCCCCUCCGGCUCUUCCUGCCCGGACCCUGUCACCGGUCCCCUCUCGUGACCCUCGGGCCCUCCCCGUCCGUGGCGUCUGUCAGACCCCUGCGUGUGCUCAGGAUGGGCCUCGGCCCUCUUGUCCUCGCGAUCCCGGGUGAUGUUCUGGGGUGCCCCCGCGGUGCCCUCUGGCGCGGGAAGGUCAGCAUGUCGCUGACAUCCUCAGUCUGGGGGUGGGCCGCCCGGAGCCCCUCCCCAGCGUCCGCACUCUUCAAAUGAACCCUCCGCAACCUUCCCUCUACAUGCCGGGGUGGGGGCGCUUCUCUCCUGGGGCCUGAGGGCGGGGCCGGUGCGUCUCUCGUGUGUCCAGCCGUGGGUGGGCUCCUGCCGAAAUCCCUGGAGAGCAGACAGGCCCUGCUGGCUUGCGUUCUGCGCGUGCUCCUACGUAGCCCUCACGGCACCCUCGCGGGGAAGGGCUUCUCACCCCCACUUACAGAUCGGAAGACUGAGGCCCAGAGACAGCAACACAGACAGUGGGACAGACGAAACGGAGAGUCAGCCCACAGACGCCGUACUGACCCUGUCGCCCCUGGGGGAGGAGCAGAGCCCGGUGUACACUAGGCACUAAUAAGAGCCGGGGUUCCCGCUGACAUCCUGGCGGAGGGAGCGGAAGACGGAGAGGGGGCUGUGUGGGCCCGACCUUGCGGGCAGAUGGAGGCCCAUCACGGGCCUGUCCCUGCAUCGGCUGGGGCCGUGGACCCCUGCCAGCCCUGCUUCUGCCACGGUCUUGGUUGGCUCUGGGAGGCGG
Messenger RNA from Leptonychotes weddellii (Weddell seal), 5904 nucleotides. The record is from RefSeq and is a predicted model, not a curated record. Lineage: Eukaryota; Metazoa; Chordata; Mammalia; Carnivora; Phocidae.